AAUAACAAGUGAAAGUGCAAAACUAAAUAGCCAAAAAAUUAUUAAACCCAGCAAGAAUUCAUCUAUUAAAGCAGCCUCAUCGUGGCGGCUUCUGCCACCUUGCGGAUUAAGGUGAACUUAUUCGAAGUUCUUUUUUUUUGUGGUCGUUCGUUCGUUCAUGAACGAGUCAACAAAUAAUUGUAAACAACAUAAAAAAUGGACAUUGAUGCCAGAGCGAAGGAGAAGCCACAGUCUGGUGGAGCUGCUCCUCAAGCUGCGCUGCCAGCAGCACCAAGAAAUCUGAACGAGACGCAGGCGGAGGCGGAGGCUGAGACAGAGGCCUCGAACAGCUCGAAUGCGAAUGCCAGCGACUGGAUACACUUCUCGCAGUGGAUGCACUGCUUUUGCGUCGUAACCUUCGAUCUGAACCUGGGCCAGGCCCUGGAGUAUGUUUAUCCGCCAGAGUUCAUGCCCAGCGAUCAGGAGGUGAGCAACAUUUGCUACAUGGCCUUCCCCGACUCCAAUUCGGGCUGCAUGGGCGACACCAAGUUUCACAUGCGUCUGCGUGCCAUCGCAAAGCAGCCGCCACAGCAGCGGCAACAGCCACAGUCUCUGCCCAUCUACAAUGGGGACUGUGCACCGGCCUUGCGACAGGACAGCUCCCACUAUUGGGGCUUCGUUUACUUCCGACAGAAGCGGGAUGCGAAUCUGCCGCGCGGCUAUUUCCAGAAGAGCUUCAUCAUCAUCACCCGCCUGCCCUUCUUCAAUCUCUACUACGACAUACUGGCCCAACUGGCGCCCAAGUACUUUGACGAGGGCACCGACAUCCUGCGGCAGGCCUGCGAGCAGAUCAACAGCCAAUGGCCCGGCCUGCGCGUGGGCCAGACUCUCCACCUGCCGCUGCUCGAAUGCAACUAUCAGAUCUGCAUUCCGCGAGCGACCAGCAGCCGCAAGUCACCCACCGAAGCCAACGAAUUUGCUGCACCGCAGACGCUGGCCAGCAGCAAGGUGCUGUCAUCGGUCAACGAAAUCGAACUCUUCCGCUCCCUCAGCUUUGUCAUGGAGCAGCUGUACACGCUCUGGGAGCUGGUCAUAACCGCCGAGCCCAUUGUGGUGGUGGCCACCUCCCCCGCCGACUGUUCGCACAUGGUCCAAGCGCUGGUGGCGCUCAUCGCACCGCUGGAAUAUUGCGCCGAGGCUCGGCCCUACUUCACCAUUCACGACAGCGAAUUUCGGGAGUUCACGCAGGAGUGCUCCAGCAAGACGGGCCUGCCCGCCUGCAUUUUGGGCGUCACCAAUCCGUUCUUUGUCAAGCUGCUCAAGGAUUGGCCGCACAUGCUGCGACUGGUGGACAAUCAGAAGAACAUGCAACAGCAGCAGCAGCUGCUGAUGGGUCAGAAGAGUUCGCAUCGCAAUGCCACGUCCUUCGCCAGUGGCUCCUUGGGUGAGCAGUUGGCCAACAGAUCAGCAAUGAAGAUCACACCGGCACUGAAUGGCGGUGGCAGCUCAAAUGGUGCGGAUGGCAGCUCAUCGUCGGGGCUGCACACCAAGUACAAGCCGUAUCUGAAAAAGGACAAGGCGCUGAUCAAGAAGGUGCUGCUGGGGCUGAAGACCAAGCGGCCGGAGCAUGUGCAAACGGCGCUGAUACGGCGACACUUGCUGGAGCUGACGCAGAGCUUUAUGAUACCGCUGGAGCGGUAUAUGGCAUCGCUGAUGCCGCUGCAGAAGGACAUAAGCCCGUUUAAGUCGGCACCCAAUGCGAGCAGCUUCAAGCUGGAUGACUUUCUGGCAACCCUGGAGACGGCCGGGCCACAGCUGACGUCACCGCUCAAGGGGGACUGGAAGGGCCUGUACAGGCGCUUCUUUCGCUCACCCAACUUUCGGGGAUGGUACGAGUCGCGGCAUCGCGAUCUUCAGCUCACACUCCAGGAUCUACAGCUGCAGGCACUGUCCGAGGCGAAUCUGGAGCACUGGGCCCACGACAAGCAGGAGGUGGAGAUUAUCGAUAUGAUACUCAAGCUCAAGCAGAAACUGAAUCUCUACAGCGACAAGUCGCAGGGCCUGGAGGGCAUCGCCUGGCUAAGCGCCCACAACAACAGCAGCAGCAGCGGCAGCAGCAGCAGUGGCAGCCAUCGGAUGAGCACACAGCAGCAGAUCCAGGCGCAGAUUGAGUGCAUGAAGGGUCUGCUGCCGCCCGAUCUCAAGAAUGUGGUGAAUCUUUGAUCGUUUGUGCAGGUCCUUAGCUAAAUCAAUGGCGCUUCCCACGCACUAACCCCCCCUAACUCCCCUUCUAUGCGAAUGUGUCUGGUGCUUGGUGGGGGCAGUUACGGUACUGCGGGACGCCUCUUCAUAGUUGUAAAUACGUUUUAACUGUCUAAUCGGAUUUGAUUUAUUGCUAUAUCCGUGUCUAUAUUAAGUGUAAAAUAAACCUCAAACUGAAUUCACAAA
This is a messenger RNA of Drosophila subobscura, 2427 nucleotides long. Its product is annotated as protein DENND6B. NCBI's taxonomy places the organism in Eukaryota, Metazoa, Arthropoda, Insecta, Diptera, Drosophilidae. The record is from RefSeq and is a predicted model, not a curated record. Gene Ontology annotation, molecular function: guanyl-nucleotide exchange factor activity. Gene Ontology annotation, cellular component: recycling endosome. The coding region runs from base 196 to 2202 and encodes 668 amino acids. The transcript is spliced from 2 exons.